UUUGCUCAUAUGAGGGGUUACUUUAAUUUCCGUUGCCUUUGUUGUUUAUGUGAUAAUCUCUUAACCAGGCACUAUAAGGUGCCUCAACGAUCUUGAUUGCAUUGCACUCUUUCAGAGGACUGUUUUUUCCUCUUGUAAUAAUAUAUAGUAAUUAUUAUAACUUCAGUCUUGAUAUAGAAAUUAGUCAUCAUCCUUUUACCUUGAUUCUUAAUUAAGGCUGCAUUAAAAUCCCACUGCAUAAUGAACAGCUCAGGAUUUUAGCUCCCAAGUAAGAAAAUGUUAAUGUCUAUUACUUGAAAUAGUCAUGGAGGCUUAAGCCAUACCAUUUUGAUAUUAAACAUUUCAAAGACACGAGAGGAUAUAGAUUAAUUUUAAAAAGUGAGAUCUUUUAAGAUUCUUCGUGCAUUAUUUUUUUCCUUCCCUAUUUCUGCAACACUAAUUCCAUGUCUCCCAGGUACACUGGCAUCUUCCUGCUUUCUUUCCUCUCUGUUUUUGGUAGAUUUCUGCUUGUGUUGAAGAAGAAUCUCUCCACAUUCUAUAUGGAUGCUGUAAGAGGCCAAGGCAUGUAUCCUUUGCACCGUUGCAAGACUAUCCACUUGGUGAGACAUGCCCAAGGUUUCCAUAAUGUGGCUGGAGAAAAGGACCACAGUGCAUACAUGUCCCCAGAGCUUUUUGAUGCAGCACUAACCCCACUUGGCUGGAAACAGGUAGACAAUCUUCGGAAGCAUGUUCAUUCCACAGGUCUUUCAAAGAAGAUUGAAUUAGUAGUUGUUUCCCCUUUAUUAAGGACUAUGCAAACAGCUGUUGGGGUUUUUGGCGGAGCCGGCUUUGAUGAUGGCAUCAAUGCAGCUCCUCUAAUGACAGAAAAUGCUGGGAAGAGUAAUUGUCCAGCAAUUUCAAGUCUAAAUGCCCCGCCAUUUGUGGCAAUGGAACUUUGUCGAGAGCAUUUGGGAGUUCACUGGUGUGAUAAGAGAAGGAGCAUAACUGAGUACAAGCCUCUUUUUCCUGCUAUUGAUUUUUCAUUGAUAGAAACUGAUGAGGACACUCUCUGGACUCUGGAUGUUAGAGAAGCUGAUGAAGACCUAGCUGAGAGGGGCCAAAAGUUCUUGAACUGGUUGUGGACGCGCGAGGAGUCUGAGAUAGCUGUUGUAACUCACAGUGGAUUCUUGAUUCAUACCCUUUCUGCAUUUGGAGAUGACUGCCAGCCUCCAGUGAAGGAAGAGAUCUGCAAACCAUUCAACAAUUGCGAACUUCGAUCGAUGGUGUUUGUGGAUAGAAGUAUGGCCGCUACAAGUUCCUCAAAAACUAAUUUCCCAGAAAAAAUUCCAGACGGAAUGGACGCUCCUAGGGAAGAGGCUGUCGAGAAAAACUGAUGGUUGCUCCACAUAAUUGUUUAGGAUUGAAAGGAAAAUUGAGUGUGAUUUUUCCUGAACAUAGUUAUUAAGUUAUUCAGUGAGGUAGAUUCAUUCGUCCCCUUUUACAUCAUGGGAAGUAAUAUUAUUGAAGUAGCUUAAGUUAUUUAAACUCGUAUCAUGACAUAUUUUCCAUGGCUAAGACAGGCGUUAGCAGAAAUCUUUAUUUUGUUAGCAUUUUAUGACAUUAAUAUCGAUGAGUAUUUUUUGAGCACAUUUUUAUGAAA
Messenger RNA from Salvia splendens (bonfire salvia), 1639 nucleotides. RefSeq names its product phosphoglycerate mutase-like protein 1. Gene Ontology annotation, molecular function: phosphatase activity. The record is from RefSeq and is a predicted model, not a curated record. The transcript is spliced from 10 exons. Gene Ontology annotation, cellular component: cytoplasm. The coding region runs from base 444 to 1373 and encodes 309 amino acids. NCBI's taxonomy places the organism in Eukaryota, Viridiplantae, Streptophyta, Magnoliopsida, Lamiales, Lamiaceae.